This is a messenger RNA of Selaginella moellendorffii, 2376 nucleotides long. RefSeq names its product putative multidrug resistance protein. Gene Ontology annotation, molecular function: ATP hydrolysis activity; ATP binding; ABC-type transporter activity. Gene Ontology annotation, biological process: transmembrane transport. The record is from RefSeq and is a predicted model, not a curated record. NCBI's taxonomy places the organism in Eukaryota, Viridiplantae, Streptophyta, Lycopodiopsida, Selaginellales, Selaginellaceae. Bases 13 to 2376 code for a protein of 787 amino acids. The transcript is spliced from 8 exons. Gene Ontology annotation, cellular component: membrane.
CAAGAGAGGGCGAUGGGGCCGGAGCGGUCGGUGUCCUACAUUUCGCUGUUCCGGUUCGCGGAUGCCAAAGAUUUUGUGCUGAUUGCGGCUGGCACGCUCGGCGCCGUCGUCAAUGGCCUCACUUUCCCUGCGAUGCUCAUCAUUCGCGGCCACAUGAUCGACAACUUUGGUACUUUGCCACAGGACGGCGCGAUGAGCACGAAGAUCUCCCAGGUGCGCGGUUUUCUCCCUGUUCUAAGUAGUGCGCUCGCUUUUUCUCCUUUGACUCCACCGGUUUUGGUGACUGGAUCUUGGAUUGUGGAUUGGUUGUUUUGCUGCAGGACGCUCUUCUUUUUGUUUAUAUCGCCAUUGUUGCGUGGAUCGCAUCAUACAUUGACAGAAGUAAGCUGCUGGAUGUUUACUGGCGAGAGGCAAGCGUCGAGGCUGAGAGCACUGUAUCUCAGAUCUGUGCUCCGCCAGAACGUUUCUUUUCUUGACAACGAGCUUUCAGCAACUUACAUUGUCAACUGCGUAUCGGACGAUACGCUCCUGGUGCAAGAGGCAAUUAGCGAGAAGACUGGCAACUUCAUCCGGAACGUUGUCCAGUUUGUGGGAGGAUAUUUGGUUGGAUUUACGCAGUCUUGGAAGCUGGCAAUCGCUAUACUGCCUUUCACGCCGCUGCUCAUUCUGCCAGGGGUGUUUUACGGGAGCGCCAUCUUGAAGUUUGAGAAUGAGAAGCAGGCCACGUACAGUAAAGCAGGGAACAUCGCGGAGCAAACGAUCGCGUGCAUUCGUACUGUGUACUCACUUGUCGCGGAGACCAAGUCCCUUCGAGCUUAUUCUCUUGCACUCGAGAAAACCGUUGCAUCUGGUUUAAAGCAGGGACUUGUCAAGGGGCUGGUACUCGGUUCCAACGGUAUCAGCUUCGUUUUAUGGGCCUUCAUGGCUUGGUUUGGAAGUGUGCUUGUCAUGCACGGCGAAGCUAAUGGUGCUGAGAUUAUCACUACCGGUUUGGCUCUGCUUAACGGAGGAAGAGCUCUUGGUUUUGCCAUGUCCAAUCUUGGCGUUUUUGUUGAAGGACGCAUGGCGGCGUGGAGAAUGUUUCACAUCAUUAGGCGGAUUCCACCUAUCGACGUCGAUAAAUCUGACGGGAAAACAAUGCAAUCUGUUCAAGGGCACAUCAGGCUGGAGGAAGUGGUAUACGGCUAUCAGACGAGAGCUGACACACCCGUUCUUACCAGUUUCACACUGGACAUACCCGCUGGUAAAACCACCGCUUUAGUUGGCAGAAGUGGCUCCGUGAAAAUCUACUGUUAUUUCUCUGCUGGAACGAUUGGUCUUGUGAGCCAAGAGCCCGCGUUGUUUGCGACAACAAUAAGGGAAAACAUAUUAUACGGAAAGGAAGAUGCCAGCGAUGACGAGGUCUACAGAGCUGCUCACGCAGCAAAUGCACAUAGUUUUAUUGUUAGGCUUCUCGAAGGCUACGACACUCUGGUUGGCGAACAAGGACUAAAAAUGUCCGGAGGUGAAAAGCAAAGAAUUGCCUUAGCCAGGGCGAUAAUAAAGGAACCACGUAUCCUUCUGCUGGAUGAGCCUACCAGUGCUUUAGACAUGAAGUCAGAAACAGCAGUUCUGGCUGCUUUAGAGAAGGCAAGGCUUGGACGCACGACGCUUAUAGUCGCGCACAGGAUUUCUACGAUCCGGAACGCAGAUGCAGUUGCUGUUUUAGAGUCGGGAAGGAUAGUAGAGACUGGAAGACACGAAGAGUUAAUGGCAGUGGGGAAGGCGUACAGGGCUCUUGUUUCUUUGGAAACGCCUCACAGUGCUCUGCUAGGCGGAGAAGAUGCGGUGCAUGCAAGUCCUGAGAAUGCACAGUCAUCACAUUCAGCACCAGUUACCGCAGCCCAGAAUGAUCAAGAUUCAGUUCUUUAUCGCUCAAGGCGGAUCAGGCAAUGGUCCUUCCAGCUUUUGAGUUUAGCAACACCGGAAUGGAAGCAGGGAGUGUUGGGACUCGCCGGUGCUCUUGGUUUUGGCGUUGUGCAUCCAAUGUACGCCUUUUUGCUGGGAUGCAUGGUUUCCGUAUACUACCUGAACGAUCACGAAGAGAUGCGGAAACGGAUCAACCUCUACUGCGUCAUCUUUCCUGCGAUGAUGGCUGCGUCCUUUCUCGUGAACCUCGAGCAGCACUGUAACCUGGCAGCUGUUGGCGAGCAUUUGUCAAAGAGGCUGCGUGAGGCGAUGCUGGCGGCGAUCCUGAAGUUCGACGUUGGAUGGUUCGACAGGGAUGAAAACAGCAGCAGUGCAGGUGGCAUGUCAUAUCGCCGUUUUUGUGCUUACAGAUUCGAGCUCUUAUCACCGACCGUAUCUCACUCCUCGUUCAGACGGGUAGCGCAGUAA